This is a messenger RNA of Castor canadensis (American beaver), 2364 nucleotides long. RefSeq names its product granulin precursor (gene Grn). Gene Ontology annotation, cellular component: extracellular region. Lineage: Eukaryota; Metazoa; Chordata; Mammalia; Rodentia; Castoridae. The record is from RefSeq and is a predicted model, not a curated record. Gene Ontology annotation, biological process: regulation of inflammatory response.
CGGCAGUGCAGACCUCUCUCCUGCUCCUGCCAGAGGCCUGGCCAGGGACGUGUGCUCCUGAGGCUUCUUUGGAGUCUCAUCCGGAGACAAGAGAAGACCCUUCCAUAGAAACUCCUUUAGGGGUUUUUGAUGCAUUAAAAGGGUUUUUUCUUUUUGGGGGGGGGCGGAGAUAAGCAGUAAUUGCAGAGACUUGCCGUCCCCAUUAGGAGGGGUCUUUCAUGCCGGGAGGCUGCAUCCCUUUUCUUCGAAGCAUGGAGCGCCCUAUCCUUGGGCCAGCCCCGCCUCCUGUAGGCAGGCAGACUAUGUGGAUCCUAGUGAGCUGGGUGGCCUUAGUGGCAGGGCUGGCAGCCGGAUCACAAUGCCCAGAUGGUCAGUUCUGUCCUGUGGCCUGCUGCCUGGACCCAGGAGGAGUCAGCUACAGCUGCUGUAACCCCAUUCUGGACAAAUGGCCCACAACACUGAGCCAGCGUCUGAGCAGCCCCUGCCAGACCCAUGCCCACUGCUCUGCUGGCCACUCCUGCCUGCUCACUGUCUCAGGGACUUCCAGUUGCUGCCCCUUCCCAGAGGCCGUGUCAUGUGGGGAUGGCCUCCACUGCUGUCCCCGAGGCUUCCACUGUAGUGCUGAUGGGCAAUCCUGCUUUCAAAGAUCAGAUGACAACCUGUUGGGUGCCGUCCAGUGCCCUGGUAGCCAGUUUGAAUGCCCCGACUCGUCCACAUGCUGCAUCAUGCUUGAUGGCUCCUGGGGGUGCUGCCCCAUGCCCCAGGCCUCCUGUUGCGAAGACAGGGUACACUGCUGUCCCCAUGGAGCCUCCUGUGACCUGGUUCAUACUCGCUGCAUCACACCCACAGGCACCUACCCCCUAGCAAAGAAGAUCCCUGCACAGAAGACCAAUAGGGCAGUGGCUUUGCUCACCUCAGUUGUGUGUCCUGAUGCACGAAGCCAGUGCCCUGAUGAUUCUACCUGCUGCCAGCUGCCCAGUGGGAAGUAUGGCUGCUGUCCAAUGCCCAAUGCCAUUUGCUGCUCUGACCACCUACACUGCUGCCCCCAGGACACUGUGUGUGACCUGGUCCAGAGUAAGUGCCUCUCCAAGGACAAUUCUACAGACCUCCUGACCAAGCUGUCUGCACACACAGCUCAGGAAGUGAAGUGUGACAUGGAGAUGAGCUGCCCAGAUGGCUACACCUGCUGCCGCCUCCAGUCAGGGGCCUGGGGUUGCUGUCCAUUUACACAGGCUGUGUGUUGUGAGGACCACAUCCACUGCUGCCCCUCAGGAUUCAAGUGUUACACAGAGAAAGGAACCUGUGAACAGGGGAGCCUCCAGGUGCCCUGGGUGAAGAAGGUCCCAGCUCACCUUAGCCUGCCAGACCCACAAGACUUGAAGAAUGAUGUCCCCUGUGAUGACUUCACCAGCUGUCCCCCUAAUAAUACCUGUUGCCGACUUGUUUCUGGGGAUUGGGGCUGCUGUCCUGUCCCAGAGGCUGUCUGCUGCUCAGACCACCAGCACUGCUGUCCCCAUGGCUACACAUGUGUGGAUGAGGGGCAGUGUCAAAAGGAGAACAAGAUAGUGGCUGGAGUGGAGAAGAUGCCUGCCCACCAGGCUUCUGUGAACUACACUAGAGACAUUGGCUGUGACCAGCACACCAGUUGCCCGGUGGGACAGACCUGUUGCCCAAGCCUGAGUGGAGGCUGGGCCUGCUGCCAGUUGCCCCAUGCCGUGUGCUGUGAGGAUCGCCAACACUGCUGCCCAGCUGGGUACGCGUGCAACGUGAAGGCCCGAUCCUGUGAGAAGGAGGUGAACUCUGCCCAUCCUGCUGCCCACCUGGCCCUCAGCCCCAGUGAGGGUAUGGGGGAUGUGGCGUGUGGGGCAGGGCACUUCUGCCAUGAUAACCAGACCUGCUGCCGAAAUAGCCAAGGGGACUGGGCUUGCUGUCCCUACCGCCAGGGUGUCUGCUGUGCAGAUGGGCGUCACUGCUGUCCCACUGGCUUCCACUGUGGGGCCAAAGGAACCAAGUGUUUGCGCAAGAAGACCCCACGCUGGGACUCCCCCUUGGGGGGCCCAGCCCCAAGACAGCUGCUGUGAGGAGGAGCUGGGGACUGAAGGCCUCCUACAGCCCUCAGGACACUGCUCAGAGGGUGUUCACCACUCAGGCCUCCCCAUUCUAAGUCACCUCAUCACCACAGGAGGUGGGGCCUCAAUUUAAGGCCUUUCUUAUCCAAAGGGGGCUGUGGCAAAAGCCACACUACAAACUGCCAUCCCUCUCCCAGUUUCUGUGGACCCUGUGGCCAGGUGCUUUCCCCUAUCCACAGGUGUGUGUGGGUGCUUGUGUGUGUGGGUGUGCUCCAAUAAAGUUUGUACACUUUCU